Molecule: messenger RNA, 5496 nt
Organism: Sinocyclocheilus grahami
Lineage: Eukaryota; Metazoa; Chordata; Actinopteri; Cypriniformes; Cyprinidae
Product: calcium uniporter protein, mitochondrial-like
Exons: 10
Coding region: 319-1569 (416 amino acids)
Biological process (GO): calcium import into the mitochondrion; mitochondrial calcium ion homeostasis
Cellular component (GO): uniplex complex
Molecular function (GO): calcium channel activity; uniporter activity
Source: RefSeq, a predicted model, not a curated record
CUAGAGACCGUGGUAUUUCAGUCUACGACUUCCUUAUACUAACGUUUCGGUGUGUUGUGAGAUAUAACCGUCUGACUGUGUCAGAGUUUCACUCGUUAGGAAUACAAGAGCUUUUGCUUCGAACGCGGAACUAUAGCAACCUGCUUGUGAAACAUUUGUGUAGGCUAUAUACGUGUCUGUGCGCGCUUGUGUGUAGUGUUGUGUAUGAGAUAUUAGCCCAGCCCAGCAGCCCUUCCUAUUUCCCCUCCCUUCCCUCCAACAGUCUCAGUCGGUUCGCCCGCAGCACUUGCGUUCUCUCGGCCGGGUUUCAUUCCAGAGAUGGCUGCGAAAGUGUGUAGGUCGGUCCUCCUCCUGUCCCGGAGCAGCGGAGCCGUAGCCUCUUCUGCUCUUCCCGCAUUCGGUGUCUCCUCACGGCGACAUCAUCAGAGCACACGAACGGAGGCGCUGUCCAUUUCACUUGGAGGUCACCAGACUGUCAGGAGAGCACACGGUCUGAGAACAGGUGCCAGGCCUGCUCUCUUCUGUCACCCCAGUGCCACUCUGACAGCCCAGGAGGCGCUGUCCAUUUCACUUGGAGGUCACCAGACUGUCAGGAGAGCACACGGUCUGAGAACAGGUGCCAGGCCUGCUCUCUUCUGUCACCCCAGUGCCACUCUGACAGCCCAGGGCUGGAAGGGCUCCCCCUCAUGGCAGGGUCAAAGACUACUGUGUUCACCCACUGCUACAGAAGACGUUACAGUGGUGUAUCAGAACGGCUUGCCGGUGAUCUCCGUACGUCUGCCGUCCCGACGAGAACGCUGCCAGUUCAGCCUCAAACCCUUGAGCGACACGGUGGGGGGUCUCCUUCAGCAGCUGCAGGCGGAGGACAGGGGCAUCGAUAGAGUCGCCAUCUACUCUACAGAUGGAGCAAGAAUAGCGUCCUCGACAGGAAUGGACAUUUUACUGAUGGACAGCUUUAAGCUAGUCAUUAAUGACACAACAUACCUGGUGCAGCCGCCCAGGAGAGAUCUGCUACCGCACGAGGAAGCGGAGCGACUGAACGACGUCAAGUUCUUGGUGCAGCAGCUCUACACCACCCUGUGCAUAGAUGAGCAUCAGCUCACCAAAGAGAGAGAGCUGAUUGGACGACUGGAGGACCUCAACUCUCAGCUCCAGCCCUUGGAGAAGGUUAAAGAAGAGCUGAGUAAGAGAGCUGAGCGCAGGACUACAUGGGUGCUGUGGGGUGGGAUGGCAUACAUGGCCACACAGUUUGGCAUUCUGGCACGGCUGACCUGGUGGGAGUACUCAUGGGAUAUCAUGGAGCCCGUCACGUAUUUUAUCACCUAUGGUACAGCAAUGGCUAUGUACGCUUACUUCGUGCUGACACGUCAGGAAUAUCUUUACCCAGACGCCAGGGACAGACAGUACCUGCUGUUCUUUCAUAAGGGAGCGAAGAGAACACGCUUUGACAUUGAGAAGUACAACAAACUGAAGGAUGCUAUUGCUGAGGCGGAGUUGGAUCUAAAGCGUCUUCGAGACCCGCUGCAGUUGCAGCUCCCUGUCCAGCAAAUCAAUGCCAGCGAGGACUGAUGAGAACCUGAAGCCCUUUCAUUCUCUUCUGCCUCUUUGCGUUUUGUUUUCUGUCUCUUUUGAUCUUUUUGCUUUAUCUCUACAACCUCAAUGAAAAACCAGAUCCACAGCAAGCUUCGGAGUUUUAUUAUCCUUUUUAUUGUGUCCUUUAAUUUGGCAAGUCUAUGCAGAGGAGAAGAGAUACAAUUAAACGAAACGACAAAACUCGUUUUGUUUGUGUGACGACACAUGCAGGAGCACACGGAGAAGGACUUCAGACAGGAAGUGGAGACAUUGGGAUUGAACCAGUACAUCAUUAUGAGACAAUGACCCCCACGUCUUGCAUGGGAAAGGACUCUCAUAAAUCUAAAAACCAUCUGCCCUUGGGUUGAACAGUUUUUUUUCCACAUUGGAGUACUGCUGAUAUCCCUAACUCUGACACUUUGCAGAAGAGAUUUCGGGAUGUGGUGCUCUUUUCCGUCUUCGGAAAAGAUCUGUUUACCAUCGAGCCAGUCCUCUUGUGGCUGAAAGGCCUGUACGUAACAGCCUUUUGAUUUCUUUCUCGCUUCCUUACGGACCUGUUAAGACCGAUCUAACAGCUAAAAUAUCACUGUGUGUUCUAUUAGUCCAAAAAGAAAACGAAUCAAAGAAUUUGGGCACUUUUUAUUUUCAAAGCCAUAUUAUGUUUUUUUAUGAUGAUGGAAAAAAAGAGAAAUGAGUAGAAACUUUUCUUCUCAUUAUUAGAUUUUCUUUUUGUUUUUAAUCAUGCAACCAGACAUUACAUAUCUGCAGAUGCUCUGAUAUUUUAUUUUCUGAGCUCCCCCAUCAUAAAACGAAGCUCGAAAAGUCCAUUCCUAACGCUGUGAGCCUCUGAUUUAUUUUUUUUUCUUUAGAAAUAUGAUACACCCCAUCGGUUUACAUGUUGAUGCGAAAUGCAGAUGGAUCCUCUUUAAAGGUCUUCUCUAUAAAUCUUCUUUGGAACAUCAUCAAAUGACAUUUUCCCACAGUGCCUCGCAGCAUCUGCUGCAGCGUGCUUGUUACGAAACACCUGUUUAUCAGACGCGAUCCAAGAAAAUGACCCAUCGAACGGUCUUAAGGCUGGUCACUGUGUAAAAUGUGAUUUAUUUUGCUGGAAAAAGGUUCCGGACGCGAUCAGCUUCCCAUCAUUCAUGUGGCGUUUUUAGCUGCAUAUAUCUGCCUCGUAUGCCAAGUCUUCUGGGACAUGCAGAGAACGUGUAAUAUAUUAGAUCUAGAAUUAGCGUGUGUUUUGCACACUUCGUGGCAUGCUAUAGAGAGAGAGAGAGCGUCUAUAUGUGCUAUCUUUAGCCGACAGGCCUUAGCAAUGAUUCUAGCUGGGUUGAGCUUGAGCGUCGACAUCGUUUUCAUCGGUUUUGCCAUGCAUUUUCAGUCCAGUUAGUAUAUGAGAUUAUGCUAUUAAUGCUAUUAUAAAAACAAAGUUCUCUCCAUCAUUUCCACAAAGAUGGGCAACCAGAUUAUUUAAAUCUAAGGGAUGUGAAACGGACUUGACUCUGGUUGCUCUCUAACAAAAUGAUCAUAUCAAGUCUCGAAAUUGGUUUUUGGGCCAUUAUCGUUACCCAUAAUCCUGUUGUCUAUUGUGGGUUUGCCCUACACACACAGCCCGGCUGUCCAUGUUUGUGCCUGUGGUCGCCAUUAAGUGUUUUUUAAAGCCAUAUUCAUGUUGCGUUUGUGUCUUUAUAGGUGGAAGGGGCACAUAGAGUCUCAAAUCCCCUUAGCAGCAGCAGCAGCAGCUUGUGUCCAUUCUUACCAUGUGUUUAAAUAUUACAGGGUGAGAUUCCAGCCUACAACUCUAAUAGAAGGAACAUUAAAAGAAAGAGUUCGUCCAAAAACCAGUUGUUUCUGUGAAACUCAAAAGGAGAAAUUUAGUAGAAUGUUCUUGCAGCUCAUUUCUAUACAACAUUCAUACUGACCACGGCCGUCAAUCUUUUAAAAAUCCUUCAUUAGUUAAUAUGACUCUAUAUUCCAAGUCUUCUGAAGCCAUGUGAAAAUGUUGAGGAACAGAUUGACAUUUUUCUAAAAUGGCGAUUGUGUUUAGUUUCAUUUUUAGAUUCAAACGCUGAUGUUUCUUGUUUCAGUGUUGGGAAAUGGGGAAGAUUUUUAGCAGCUGAUGACUGAAAUGGAUGGUUCAACCAAAAAUGAUAAUUUCCCUCAUUUCUGUUCAUCCAUUCAAAAUUCAUCCAACCAAAACUUUGACGUAUCAAAAAGUAAAAAAAACAAACCAAAAAAAAAGUUUGUAUGAAUCAAGUGGUUUAAUUCACAUUUUCUAAAGAGACAUGAAGAGAUUUAAUUUAGUCUUUUAUCAAUACUUUGUUCAAUGCAUAUAAACGGAGCUCAUCAAAUAUGGCAAACGGAAGCUCCACGUUAUUUGCUUAAAGUGUGAGAAGGGCAAACACAAGAACAAACAAAAUUGGUAAAAUGAUUGUAAAGUGUUACCAAUUUAAUUGCGUUCAUCAUAUAAAGUAAUUGUGUCUCUUCAAAAGACUUGGAUUGAAUCACUUGAUUCAUAUGGAUUGAUGCACCAAUGUUUUUGUUGUGUGGACUUUCAAAAGAUGAGCGAAUGGUAAAAAUAUCCUCAUGUGUUGUUUUGAAGAGUCUUCUAGGUUUAGAAUGACAUAAGGGUGAGUAAACAAUUCAAAGCUAUUGUAUGACUUCAAGAGACCUGGAAUAUAGCCUCUGAAUCAUGUAAACUACUUCUUGUUGGUCUUUUUAGAGCUUUUUAGAGUUUUAGAAAAGAGAACUAAGAACUGUGAAAAUUCUUCAAACUUUCUCUGUUUUGUGUUUAUUGGGAAUAAAAAACAGCAUCGGGUCUGGAAUGACAUUAUGGUAAAUAAUGACAGAAGUAUUUGGGGAUCAUAAUCCAUAAUUUGGAUUUUGCAUGUCUGGCUAAACGUGUAAGUGUUGAGAUGGAUGGCCUUUAACAGUGACUAUUUAUUGUUGGUGAGGAGUUCAGGUCAUUGGGAGUUACUCGGUGUGCUUGAGUGAAUUACCUUGUGAUUUAACACCGCAAGAUCUGAACUGUAGGUGAUUUUUUUUUUUUUAAGGAUAACAGCUUGCAUUAUGUCUGACCCAGCUGCUUUCAGGGUGGAUGCUUCUCUCUUUUAUCAGAGUCUGUUUGAACAGGGUUUAUCGGACUGAAAUUCAAACUGUGGUUCCAUCACUCUAGACGUAGCUGAUGGGCACAAUACACAUGCAUAUCCACUAUUGGUCCGGAAACAACAUUGAGGCAUAGUGCUGAACCUAAGCAUUAAUCACCCUAAAGGAAAUGAGCGACUGAUUAUAUGAAUGUUCAUAAUCCUUAACCUAAACCUUAAAAUCGGUUUGGUCUAUAAAGGAUCAAUAAAGAAUGUUGACUGAAGGCAGAAUCAAGGUCACGGUGCACAUUUGUGACAAUAUGCAGUUGGUGUGAGCAUCUCGUCUCAGACUUCAUGAGUUUUCUGUUCAUGCAUAACCUUCGUCCAUAGCGGUCAAAAUCAGCCGGUGCAUCAUACGCAUAAAAAACAUCCAUUCUUCCUCACUUAUGUGAUCAACAGUCAUAAAUUCAUCUUUUAUAAACACACUCCAAAGUUAUUUCAGGGCAAAAAGUCAGCCAUCUCACUCUCCAAGAUGCCCAGUACACUUGACACCCCUCGAUCUACUGAACAUCUAUAAGAGGUCUUGGGACUGGUCAUUAUCUGAUAAGUUGAACUUCUUUUUCAUUUAUUUGUAGGGUUUUCGGUUUGUUUCAGGGUUUUUAAAAAUAAUAUAUCAAAUAUAUGGAAUCUAUUCUAAAGCGGGUGUUGCAUGAAUGUAUGUUUACAUGGGGAAAUUACAUAUAAAUGAAUCAAAAAAGCAAAGAUUACUAUGAAUGCUGAUUGCAGAUGAACAGACUCCUGGUUCAUCAAGAGUUAGAUUUUUAGAUUUUUGAUUUUU